Messenger RNA from Aegilops tauschii subsp. strangulata, 1664 nucleotides. Its product is annotated as probable carboxylesterase 18. Gene Ontology annotation, molecular function: hydrolase activity. Lineage: Eukaryota; Viridiplantae; Streptophyta; Magnoliopsida; Poales; Poaceae. The record is from RefSeq and is a predicted model, not a curated record.
UUGUCAUAUUUGCCAAUUAAACUUACCAUGGUCAACAAACAUAGACUGCUACACAGCCAUCCUGGAAUCUCGAACGUUUGGGGUGCUUCACUAUCAGCGUGAAACUUGAAACGGUGAAAGUCACUAGAGGUGCUUCACUAUCAUCGUGUACGUCGUCUACAACCGAAGUCCGUGGCAGUUCCUCGUGGCCGGUCACGUGGUUGACGUGCAACGCCACUGCCGAGACGUGUACAUCUAACAGUCCGCGACAGCGAUCGGCCAUGCCUCGGAGUCCACAGCCCAUGCACAUUAUCCGAACUGAGCCGAGGGCAGGAGCCGCCAGGGGAGGAUGGAAACGGGGAGGACGGGCCAAGAGCAAGACGCGGCUCGCACCGAGCGCCCGCGCGCCUCGCCGCCGGCGCUGCCGUGCGCGGUGCGGCUGCAGGUCACCGCGUUCUCGCCCCUCAUCGACGUCAUCAACCGCCGCGACGGCACCGUCAACCGCGGCCUCUACUCCGUCGCCGACCGCAUCCUCCGCGUGCGCGCGAGCCCCCGCCCGGACUCCUCCGGCAUCCGCUCCGCCGACUUCGACGUCGACGCGUCCCGCCGCCUCUGGGCGCGCGUCUUCUCCUUCUCCUCCCCCGCCGCGCCCCAGGCCCCGCUCCCGGUCGUCGUCUACUUCCACGGCGGCGGCUUCGCGCUGUUCUCCGCGCGCCAGUGCUACUUCGACCGCCUCUGCCGCCGCAUCUGCCGCAGCGUCGGCGCGGUCGUCGUCUCCGUCGAGUACCGCCUCGCGCCCGAGCACCCCUACCCGGCCGCCUACGACGACGCCGUGGACACGCUGCGCUUCAUCGACGCCAACGGCGUCCCGGGGCUGGACGAGGCCGUCCGCGUGGACCUCUCCAGCUGCUUCCUCGCCGGGGAGAGCGCCGGCGGCAACAUAAUCCACCACGCGGCCAACCGCUGGGCUGCAGCCGCGCCCACCCCAAACUCCGUGCGCCUCGCCGGCCUCAUCUCCGUGCAGCCGUACUUCGGCGGCGAGGAGCGCACGGAGUCGGAGCUGAGGCUGGACGGCGUGGUGCCGAUCGUGACCCUCCGGCGGGCGGACUUCUGGUGGAGGGCGUUCCUGCCGGAGGGCGCCAGCCGCGACCACCCGGCGGCGCACGUGACCGACGAGAACGCCGAGCUGGCCGAGGCGUUCCCGCCGGCGAUGGUGCUGGUCGGCGGGUUCGACCCGCUGCAGGACUGGCAGCGGCGGUACGCCGACUUGCUGCGGCGGAAGGGGAAGACCGUGGAGGUGGUGGAGUUCCCGGACGGCAUCCACGCGUUCUACCUCUUCCCGAACCUCCCCGACACCGCCAGGGCUAUCGAGCGCAUGAAGACGUUCGUGGAAAGCAACAGGACGUCGCCGUCGGCGCCAGGGUCCUUCCCGCGGGAACGAAAUUGAUUGAAAAUGGCUUGUACUCCCUCGACGUGUGUCCAAUAUAGUACUAGCACACCCCCCCCCCCCCCCCCCCCCCCCCCGUGGAUCUUUCAAGUCCAUUCAAUUUAGGAAUUGGAUAAGGCAUUUCUCCAUAGAGAAUUUGUGCGCACUGGGAAAUACUCCCUCUGGAUUUGUGUCCAUAAAAAUGAAAUAUAAGACGUUCUUUUGUGUAGUUGCUAAUAAAAAGUCAUGUAUUAUGUUA